Messenger RNA from Electrophorus electricus (electric eel), 693 nucleotides. NCBI's taxonomy places the organism in Eukaryota, Metazoa, Chordata, Actinopteri, Gymnotiformes, Gymnotidae. The record is from RefSeq and is a predicted model, not a curated record.
AUGUAUUCCGUGGUGUGUGUGUCUGUGCUGGUAUUGGUCGCAUUCCUCAUAGUUGCUGCGCAACAGCUACUUCCAAAUAGGAACACUAAAGCAUCGUCUUGCAACGUUACCGGACAGUGGCAUAGCGAGCUUGGCUCGUUGCUGUGGUUGACCACUGUCGGUCCGGAAGUCCGGGGUGUUUAUCAGACUGCAGUGGAGAGUGCACUCGGUGCGGCAGGGCAUAACCACCAGGCUAAGAUUGUCGGGGUCGUUGGAGAAGGUCGGCAACCCACCAUCGCCUUCUCUGUGCUGUGGAUAAAGGGUUCGUGCAGUGCUUGGGUGGGCCAGUGCUUCGUUUUGCCAGGUGGCAGUCAGGUUCUGAAAACCCUGUGGAUGUUGCGCUCUGUUGCUGAGACUUCUUUAGAUAACUGGGACAGCACAAGGUUGGGAGAGGACCAGUUCAUUUUUGUGGGUGACGUGGAGAAUGCCAGCGGACACUAAGGCCGUGACUCCAUUUUGCCUGCCUUCUCAUCGGUUCUCAGUUGCUUGGUCCAUCACGCAGUGAUCUGACGGCAUUCCUGUCCGUAAUGAGCCAGACUGUAAGGUGGCACCGAGGCAUCCAGCGCCCCCUCCCCCCUUCUUUAUUUUUGUUCGUGUCGCACUUUCUGAAUGACUUCUAUUCAAUAAAUCCUGACAUGGGCACUGUGAUUUUGA